CCUUGAAAGGAAGCAUAUAUUGCCUUCAAUUCAACUCAACUUUCACACACUCUCUCUGCUAAAGCUUUAAUUUUUCUCUUUUUGUUGUUCUUCAUUUCUUUGUUGCUUUCACUCUCGAACUCUUUUUAGGGUUUCUUAGUAACAAAGCAAGGUGAUCACUUUAGGGUUUUGUUAUAUAUUAAUGGAGGAGAGACAUGAUCAUGGUGAAAAUAUAGAGGAACUAAUGCUGCCAGGGUUUCGUUUUCAUCCAACCGAUGAAGAACUUGUUGGGUUUUACCUUAAAAGAAAGAUUCAACAAAGGCCUCUUCUUAUUGAACUCAUCAAACAAAUUGAUAUCUACAAAUAUGAUCCAUGGGAUCUUCCAAAGCUGGCUGGUAGUGGAGAAAAGGAGUGGUAUUUCUACUGUCCUAGAGAUAGAAAAUAUAGGAACAGUGCGAGGCCUAACCGUGUCACUGGAGCUGGGUUUUGGAAGGCCACUGGCACUGAUCGCCCAAUCUACUCAUCUGAUGGCAAUAAGUGCAUUGGGUUGAAGAAAUCGCUUGUUUUUUACAAGGGGAGAGCUGCUAAAGGUGUUAAAACUGAUUGGAUGAUGCAUGAGUUUCGUCUCCCUUCUAUCACUGAUCCAGCUCCAACUAAGCGAUUUGUUCAUAAGACCCUUCUUGCAAAUGAUUCAUGGGCAAUAUGCAGAAUAUUCAAAAAGACCAACUCCACAGCUCAAAGAGCUCUCACUCUCUCUUCAAACCCACCAUUAUCUGACGAUAUCCCAAAAGCUAAUGACACAUUUUUCCCCACAAAAACCCCAUUUCCCUCAUAUGAAACCCACCAACCUUCCAUUUCCAACGCUUACCCUUUUGACUUUGUAGCCUCAUGUAAGCCAUUCAACACUCAAACAACCAGCAGACUCUCCCAUCUUCCCAUUUUAACUGAAGCACCCAACACCACAGAAGAACCAGCUGAAACAUGCAGAGUGGACCUUUCUUCUAUUUUGCUAAACAUGUCAUCAUCAGUGCUUGGAGAUUUUAGCAUCAAGCCUACUGACCCUAUAGAAAUGCAUGCACAACAGCAGUUUAUAAGCAACAAUCCACAAACUAUGACACAUGAGAUGCAUGCAGGUGGUGAGCAAUUUGGGGCCAUAAGAUCCACUGCUGGAUAUCCUUUGAGUAUAAGUGAUUUGGUGAAGUCAAAUUUGAUUUGGGACUCUUCUUCUUCAUGCCCUAGUGAAGUUUCAACAAGUUUAUCUACAUCUAAUUGCUACACUUGAUGGAUUAGAGCUGAGUAGAAAGUUUAAAGUGCUUUUUCUUAGGUGCUUAAUUAUGUAGUUUAGCUAGAGAUAUGGGAAGUUUUUGUAACUUAUUAUUAGUGUUCUUAUAAGAAGUUACAUGGGCUGUGUGUGGAAGUAAGCUAUCUACACCAAGUUGAUGAGUA
Molecule: messenger RNA, 1425 nt
Organism: Cucurbita moschata (crookneck pumpkin)
Lineage: Eukaryota; Viridiplantae; Streptophyta; Magnoliopsida; Cucurbitales; Cucurbitaceae
Product: protein FEZ-like
Exons: 3
Coding region: 182-1261 (359 amino acids)
Biological process (GO): regulation of DNA-templated transcription
Molecular function (GO): DNA binding
Source: RefSeq, a predicted model, not a curated record